AUGCGUCUGCGGAUUUAUAAACGGAAAGUGUUGCUGUUAGCUUUGGCGUUGGGGAUUUGCGCGUUGGCGUUGUGGGGAAGCGGUGGAGGAAACGGCGGGAGGAGGAGGCAGCAACAGCGGGGCGGUACCGGUAUCACCGGGGAGCCGGCGAGGGCUAGCGAACCGCCACCGCCUCGUCGCUCCGCUGUUAACGUUUCGGUUGUGACACCUGCUCCGUUGUUACUGACGGAGAACGGGACGCUGAGUUACCGUUCGCUCGUUUACCGGUUGAACUUUGACCAACCGCUGAGGAACGCCGGGCGCUUCCCGGUACGCUCCGGUAGCGCUGCAGACGUGGUAUUAGUGGUGCAAGUGCACGAUCGAGCCGAACAUUUGAGGCUGUUGUUGGAAUCGUUGCGGCGAGCGGCGGGAGUGGAGAACGUGUUGUUGGUUUUGAGCCACGACCUGUGGUCGGAGGAGCUUAACCGGCUGGCGGCACGCGUGGACUUCUGCCCGGUCCUGCAGGUUUUUUUCCCCUUCAGCAUCCAGCUCUAUCCCCGUGAGUUCCCCGGUCACGACCCCAGGGAUUGUCCCCGCGACGUGGGCAAGGCGGCGGCCCUGCGCCUGGGCUGCAUCAACGCCGAAUACCCCGAUUCCUUCGGGCACUACCGCGAAGCUCGCUUUUCCCAGACCAAGCACCACUGGUGGUGGAAGCUGCAUUUCGUCUGGGAGAGGGUGCGGGCGCUGCGGGACCACGCCGGGCCUGUCCUCUUCCUGGAAGAGGACCACUACCUGGCGCCCGACUUCUACCACGUCCUCAAAAAGCUGUGGGCCCUGCGUGAGCAGGAGUGCCCCGAGUGCCAGAUCGUCUCCCUGGGCACCUACAGCCCCGUCCGCGGUGGCUUUGCCGGUCGCACCGAUAAGGUGGAGAUGAAGACGUGGAAGUCCACUGAGCACAACAUGGGCAUGGCCUUCGGCAGAGACACCUACCAGAAGCUCAUCGAGUGCACAGAUGCCUUCUGCACCUACGAUGACUACAACUGGGACUGGACUCUGCAGCACUUGACUGUAUCUUGUCUUCCAAAGUUCUGGAAAGUGCUGGUUCCUGAAAUUCCCAGGAUUUUUCACACUGGGGACUGUGGCAUGCACCACAAGAAAUCCUGCAGACCCUCCACCCAGAGUGCCAAAAUUGACUCUCUCUUGAACAGCAACCAACAGUACCUGUUUCCUGAGACCAUGAGCAUCAGUAAAAGGUACUCCAUGGCCCCCCUUUCUCCUCAUGUGAAAAAUGGAGGCUGGGGAGACAUUAGGGACCACGAACUCUGUAAAAGCUACCGCAGACUUCAGUGAGGAACCCUCACAGC
Messenger RNA from Indicator indicator, 1343 nucleotides. It is a transcript of the gene MGAT2, whose product is annotated as alpha-1,6-mannosyl-glycoprotein 2-beta-N-acetylglucosaminyltransferase. The transcript has a single exon. Gene Ontology annotation, molecular function: alpha-1,6-mannosylglycoprotein 2-beta-N-acetylglucosaminyltransferase activity. Lineage: Eukaryota; Metazoa; Chordata; Aves; Piciformes; Indicatoridae. The record is from RefSeq and is a predicted model, not a curated record. Gene Ontology annotation, biological process: oligosaccharide biosynthetic process; protein N-linked glycosylation. Gene Ontology annotation, cellular component: Golgi stack; Golgi membrane. Bases 1 to 1329 code for a protein of 442 amino acids.